Messenger RNA from Cantharellus anzutake, 2220 nucleotides. Its product is annotated as oligopeptide transporter. Lineage: Eukaryota; Fungi; Basidiomycota; Agaricomycetes; Cantharellales; Hydnaceae. Gene Ontology annotation, cellular component: fungal-type vacuole membrane. The transcript is spliced from 8 exons. Gene Ontology annotation, molecular function: oligopeptide transmembrane transporter activity. The record is from RefSeq and is a predicted model, not a curated record. Bases 1 to 2220 code for a protein of 739 amino acids.
AUGGCAGACAUUCAAGACGUUCACCAUAGACAGCCUUACAAUAGUUCUCCAGAAGAUGCCCGCGAGCUUGAGAAGGCACACGCCCUGAGCGAGAAAGGAGGAAAUAUCGAAACUCCAGAUUCCGAAGACAAUGAUACGACCGAGCCGUCCAGUGAUGUUCAUGGCAUCACGCCUGGGGACCCAUUCCCCGAGAACCCAUUGAUACCCCAUGAGGAGCACACCCUCACUAUUCGUGCCCUUGUCGUUGGCAUCGUUCUCGGUGCUAUCGUUGGUGCUUCAAACAUCUAUCUUGGUCUUAAGACUGGGUUCACCUUCGGCCCUCAGUUGUUCGGUGCCAUUUUCGGCUUUGCCAUCUUGAAGCCUUUGGCAAAGAUUAUCGGGGGGAUAGGGCCUGGUUGGCUUACUGGCAGCAAGAACUUCGGUCCGAAGGAAAAUGUCACUGUUCAGUCUGCUGCCACUGCCGCGGGUGGUAUUGGUAUCAUCUUCGUUGGCGCCGUACCUGCUAUGUACCGCCUUGGUCUUCUUAGCAGGCUCCCAGAGCAGGACACGGGCAAGCUCAUCGCUCUGACGGUUUGCGUUGCUUACUACGGCGCUUUUUUCGUCAUACCACUCCGCAAGUACUACAUUCUCAAGCAGAAGCUCGUCUUUCCUACUCCCACUGCAACUGCUUAUACCAUCCGGCAAUUGCAUUCGGUUGGUGGUGCAGUUACUGCUUCCAAAAAAGCCAAGAUGCUUGGUUAUAGCUUUCUUGCAGCGUUUCUCUUCAAAGUGUUGGCCACCUACGCUCCCGGAUUGAUUUGGGAUUGGCAUAUCGGGUGGACUAUGUACCGCAUUGGCUUCACUAGCAUGAUUGCCUUGGAUAAUUAUGGCUGGUGGAUUGAAUUCACUCCCGCUUUCUACGGCGCUGGUAUGCUGUCUGGAAUGAAUGCCUCUUGGUCUUUCUUUAUGGGUGCCGUCCUUGCGUGGGGUAUCAUCGCACCCUCGACCAUCGCCACUGGUGUCGCCGUCGGUAUCAACCUCGGCGUGGACAACCGUUGGUCUUAUUUAUCCCUCCAUCUCAAUGAUAUCGAGAAAUACUCCAAGACCCCGUCACCCCGUUACUGGCUGCUAUGGCCUGGUGUACUCAUCAUGAUUGUUUACUCGUUCGUGGAAGUCGGUAUUUCGUCGCGCCAUGCGUUCUACAAGAUGUUCGUGUCCAUGCGAUCUGGGUUUGGCAGAAUGUUCCGUGAUUUUGUUAACCGCAAUGAUCCUAACUAUAUCCGUGAAAUCGAGGAUGACGAUGAUCCCGCUCCCCCGGAGGACCGUGUUCCUUUAUGGGCAUGGUUCGGUGGUCUCAUCCUUUCUGUCAUCCUUACCUGCUCGAUUGUUGCGACAAAAUGGAAUAUGGGCGUUGGGGAAGCUAUUCUUGCACUCGUUUUUGGUUUCUUGUUCUCGUUUCUCGCCGUGCAGAGUGCUGGUGAUACCGAUAUCAACCCUGUCUCGACUGUUGCCAAAGCCAAUCAGUUGGUUUUUGGUGGCGUUGCCAAGGGUCAACACUUGGGCAAGGUUUCCGGUCAAACGCUCAACUUGGUGGCCGGUGUAUUGUCCGGGGGGGCGGCCGCUCAGUCGUCGGAUAUGACAGGUGAUCUUAAGACUGGGCACUUGCUUCGUGCUAAGCCAAGGGAUCAGUUCGUCGCUCAGCUCGCUGGUGCCACCGUUGCCAUAUUCCUCAAUGUUGGCUUAUUUAUCUUGUUCACAAAAUCCGCCUCUUGCAUUUUGUAUCCCCCCGAAGAUGGUGUGUGCUCGUACGGGGCUCCUUCCGUCAGUGCUUGGGCCGCUGUUGCCGCUGCGGUGCUCGCCAAGACACUUCCUAUCCCUCCUUCCUCUGGCUACACUGCUAUCGCACUCUCCGUCGUCGCCGCUCUUACCGUUUAUGCCAAACACUUCUACAUUCCCCGCAAGUACUGGGUGUAUGUUCCUAACUGGAAUGCCAUCGGUCUCGCAUUCGUCGUACCCCAAGUCUACUAUCCUCUUAUCAUGGCUGUCGGUGCAACGAUUAAUUGGCUCUGGGAGCGCAAGAGCCCGAGCUCGUUCGAUUUGUAUGGGUUCCCACUCGCUGCUGGUCUUGUGGCUGGUGAGGGUAUUGGCGGAGUGAUGAGUGCUAUUCUUGCUGUUGCGGGUGUGGAUGGGGGUACGUACGGCACGGCUAUUGGGUGCCCGUCGAUGCAGUUCUGUGGCUAG